AGUCACAUCUCAUCCAGCGGCGUUCUGGAAUAACAACUCCAACUGGAUACCUUAUAGACUGGAAAGAUGAGAGACGUAAUAUUGAUUCUACUACUUGGUUUGACGGCAGUUCUAGCAGCAGAAACAACCAAACAUGAAUCCAAAGAGAAACGACAAGUUAUCUUCAAAGCUCCAGCUAAAUUACAAAAAUCCGAAAAAAAUUCAAAAGAGAAAAGACAAGGAAUUCCAGGAUUGCCCGAGAUUCCUGGUAUGCCAGAAGUGCCAGGAAUGCCUGAGAUUCCCGGCAUGCCAGAAAUUCCCGGAAUGCCUCAAGUGCCAGGUAUGCCACAAAUACCAGGUAUGCCACAAAUACCAGGUAUGCCACAGAUACCAGGAAUGCCACAAAUACCAGGAUUUCCUGGAAGCGCAAGUAAAUCACUAAAAUACGAAAGACGUUCAAAAGAAAAGAGACAAGGAAUCCCAGGAUUGCCCGAAAUUCCAGGUAUGCCAGAAGUGCCAGGAAUGCCCGAAAUUCCCGGCAUGCCAGAAAUUCCCGGAAUGCCUCAGGUCCCAGGUAUGCCACAAAUACCAGGAAUGCCGCAAAUACCAGGAAUGCCACAAAUACCAGGAAUGCCACAGAUACCAGGAUUUCCUGGAAGCCCAAGUAAAUCACAGAAGUACGAAAGAAGUCCAAAAGAAAAGAGACAAGGAAUUCCAGGACUGCCAGGAAUGCCCGAGAUUCCAGGUAUGCCCGAGAUCCCCGGCAUGCCAGAAAUUCCUGGAAUGCCUCAAGUUCCAGGUAUGCCACAGAUACCAGGUAUGCCACAAAUACCAGGAAUGCCGCAAAUACCAGGAUUUCCACAAAUACCAGGAUUUCCUGGAAGCCCAAGUAAAUCACAAAAGUCCGAAAGAAGUUCUAAAGAAAAGAGACAAGGAAUUCCAGGAUUACCAGGAAUGCCCGAAAUUCCAGGUAUGCCGGAAGUCCCAGGAAUGCCAGAGAUUCCUGGCAUGCCAGAAAUUCCAGGAAUGCCUCAAGUUCCAGGAAUGCCACAAAUACCAGGAAUGCCUCAAAUACCAGGAAUGCCUCAAAUACCAGGAUUUCCUGGAAGCCCAAGAAAAACACAGAAGUCUGAUGAAAAUUCGAAAAGGAAAAGACAAGGAAUUCCUGAAAUGCCUGAUAUGCCUGGGGUGCCCGAUGUGCCAGAAAAGCCAGAUGUGCCAGAACAGCCAGAUGUGCCAGGAAAGCCUGAUGUCCCAGGAAUGCCAGAUGUCCCAGGAAUGCCAGAUGUUCCAGGAAUGCCAGAUGUCCCAGGAAUGCCUCAAGUGCCUUGAACGCCACAGAGCACAGGUUUCUCUGGAUCCCCAAAUAAAUCUGCUUAGUUGGCAUUUGGUGAGAGACGUCUACAUGAACUAUUUAUUGAUACUCCAACUAAUUUAUUGUGAAAGCUUGAGUAUUUGGUUAUAUUUUAAACUGAACGGGAGUAAAUAAAUUAAUAUGCAUUUUUAAAUCUUA
This is a messenger RNA of Stegodyphus dumicola, 1492 nucleotides long. RefSeq lists its product as uncharacterized. NCBI's taxonomy places the organism in Eukaryota, Metazoa, Arthropoda, Arachnida, Araneae, Eresidae. The record is from RefSeq and is a predicted model, not a curated record.